UUCACACGGUCCGAGCACGACGUACACCGCAGCGGCCACACGCGUCUCAGUCGCCGUUAAAUAUACCUAAGUUGUCACCGCGCGAACACAUUUUAUUACAAUAUAUUAAUAAUUAAUAAACGUCAUAUACUACAAGCGUGGCGUUUCGGCGAUUCGCAUUUGUUUGUUUUCGUUUUUCCGUCCGUUUUUCGAUUGCGUCUCCGAAGAUACCGAACGAGAUACUCACCCGCGUCGGAGGAGCAACGACUACACGAAUGUUCCAAGUCGUGCACGCCAGACCACUAUUAAAACCGGGUUCACUUUUUUAAAUUGCCCUUAAACGAAGUUUAUUUAAUAUAAUAAUAUUAGAUCCUAUAAUUCAGUCCGUCGUCGCCGCUUCAAUUGUAGACAAUCAACAGAAAUUAACUGUCCCUCCGCCACCACCGCCACCACCGCUCACAGUCCGCCGCCGCCGUAUCUCAUCAUCGCGACACGCGCGUGUGCGUGUGUACGCAAACCAAACGUGAUAACCACAAUUAUAAACAACGUAUACGUCGAACUCAAUUACAAUAACCACCAAAGGGUUUUUACUUGACAUCAUGGACGAGGGUGCGUUUGACGAGUCGAUGAUGUUCAACGAAUACCAUCAUCAGACGAAGCCGGGGUCGCCGUCCGGACACCACCAGCACCAGCCGCUGUUGGCAUUUCAGCAGCCUGGUGAUAUGAUGGGAUAUACACUGCCCGUACCUGACCACAUGGACUUGCAGCAUCAUCAUCACCACCAUCACCACCAACUCCAGGAUAUGGAUAUGCACCGACACCACCACAGCGUUCAGGACCAAAUGCAGCAACAGCAGCAGCAACAGGACAGACAGGUACAGAUUGGCGAUCCGCAAGACUUGUUUCAGAUGCCAGUCACAUCCACCGUUCAAGUGCAGCCGACCGACAUUGUUGUGAACACCAACGGACAGAAGCAUCCCAUCAAAUUGGAAAUGGAUUCGAACUCAUUGCCAUCCACCGGUCAACAGUCUUCAGGGUUACCCGCUGAACAACCAGUGCCAAAGAAAUCAAGUUCUAAAUCGAAAAAUACCGAUAACAACGGUACAAAGAAGAAAAAGACAAGAACAACGUUCACGUCUCAUCAAUUGGAAGAGUUAGAACGAGCGUUUGAGAGAGCUCCGUAUCCAGACGUGUUCGCUAGAGAAGAAUUAGCUUUGAAUCUGAAGCUUAGCGAGUCUCGAGUUCAAGUAUGGUUUCAAAACCGGAGGGCCAAGUGGCGAAAGAGAGAGCCACCCAGGAAAACUGUUUACCUCACUAAUUCCGUUUUUCCAUCCGGCUCUCCUGGAUCUUCGGUGAGCUCAACGUCGUUCACCACACUGACAACGUUCGGCGGUAACGUGUCGCCAUCGUUGGGCACGUGUUCGCCGGUUACACUCAGCGGCUCAGAACCUUGGGGCUACGGUGCCGCGGGCUACGGAGAUCUUACGCACCUGAAUCUGCUCAAUAGCAACGGGUCAUCGCCAUUCACGCAAAACGCGUUUCACGGCAGCGGCAGCAAUAAUAAUAAUAACAACUUUGGUGGCACUCCGUACGCCGUCCAGCCACAAGACAGUCCAGGAUUAUUCUCAGCCAGUAUGCAAUGUUUGGCCCGACAGGAUAUGAUGGGCCCGCUGGAUCAGUCACCGCCUGACCGUGACUAUCACGGACAUCAGCUCAAUAAGCACGUGGUCGACUCGUACGUGAUGAGUCAGGACAUGGCUGGACUCUUGCAGCCGGACGCCGAGUGUGACAUCGUUGGAACCAUGGGAUACGAAGUCCAGGAUCACCAACAGCAUCCGCAUCAACAGCAACAGCAGCAGCAACAACAGCAGCAACAACAGCAACAGAUAGAAGAAGACGGAGAAGAGGAAACCGCGAUAAAAGUAGAGCCACCGUUCACGCCACUUCCGCCUUUCAUCAACUGACACAGGAGGUUUCAGUUUGAUACGUACGAGUAUCAAACUGAAUUCGAAUGAAUACAUUUUAUUUUAAAUCGUGUGUGUAAGUUUACGUUCUAUACGUUGUAUUUAAGUUCAGUGCUACCUUUCAGUAUACAAUCACGAUAUCAUUCUUCAAGAAUAUUUAUAGUUGAGAUAAUAUUUUAAUGAUGAAUAAUUAUUAAUAGACGAUCGUCGUGAUUUCGUACAAAUCACUAUCGUCGAAAAUUAUGUGACAAGCACGCAUUCACAGAAACGAGUUUUUAAAAAUGUUGAGAUUUUAAGAACAUAUAUAUACAUAUAUAUUUAUUAAGUCUUAAAUAAUAAUUAUUUUUAUGUAAAUAUAAGUAAUUUGAUUUAUUUAUUUAUUUUUAUUUUUAAAUUUACUUACAGACAUUUAUUAUUAAAUAGAUAGUAAAUUUAUUUAUUUUUGUGUCACUACAUAUAUACAUUUUACUUGGAACAGUAAACGUUCAGGAUUACUCUCGUCCAAAAGAAACUAAUAAUUUAUUUUGUAUAUAGAUAUGAAACUAUAAUAUAUAGCUUAUAAAAUUAUAAAUAUAAUAUUAUUAUAUUGUCUUUAAGAGAUUGUCAUGUACAACAAAAUUACAUUAUUCUUCCAUAACAAUUAAGUGUACAUAGAUAAUUAUAGAUAUAGCUCAGUGAAUAUUUUAUUAUAACAUAACAUUAUUAUUGUUUGAACUUUGAUUAUUUGAAAACUUGUGUAUUCUAGUUGUGCCUUAUUAUUUGCUUGUAUUUUGUGUAACUUAAACAAACUAUGUAUACUACUCGUAUAUAGGUACUUUUAUGUGGUCUAAUAAGUUGAUAAAUUAUAAACGAAAAUUUGUAAUUAUACCUAGUUAUCAUGUAUAUAAUAAAACAAUUUAUUUUUUUAUUUUUA
Molecule: messenger RNA, 2856 nt
Organism: Aphis gossypii (cotton aphid)
Lineage: Eukaryota; Metazoa; Arthropoda; Insecta; Hemiptera; Aphididae
Product: homeobox protein orthopedia-like
Exons: 4
Coding region: 579-1943 (454 amino acids)
Biological process (GO): regulation of transcription by RNA polymerase II
Molecular function (GO): RNA polymerase II transcription regulatory region sequence-specific DNA binding; DNA-binding transcription factor activity, RNA polymerase II-specific
Source: RefSeq, a predicted model, not a curated record